Molecule: messenger RNA, 2627 nt
Organism: Falco peregrinus (peregrine falcon)
Lineage: Eukaryota; Metazoa; Chordata; Aves; Falconiformes; Falconidae
Gene: UNC93B1
Product: unc-93 homolog B1, TLR signaling regulator
Exons: 11
Coding region: 36-2081 (681 amino acids)
Biological process (GO): toll-like receptor signaling pathway; toll-like receptor 9 signaling pathway; toll-like receptor 7 signaling pathway
Cellular component (GO): endosome; lysosome
Molecular function (GO): Toll-like receptor binding
Source: RefSeq, a predicted model, not a curated record
UGCAGGGGCUGGGGGUGCACAUCUGGGAGCGCUGAAUGCGGGGGUGCGGAGCACAUGGGUGUCAGUGUUGUGGUGCUGGGCACAGGGGUGCAGAGCACGUGGGUGCAGGGUCUGGGGGUGCAGGACACAUGGGUGCAAGGUGCUGGGGGUGCAAUACAUGGGUGCGGGGUCUGGGGGUGCUGGGCAUAGGGGUGCAAAGCACAUGGGUGCAGAGUCUGGGGGUGCUGGCACAGGGGUGCAGCUCUGGGGGUACAAGACACAUGGGCGCAAGGCUUGGGGAUGCCAACAGGGUCCCCCUACCCCUACACCAUCCAGGCCCCCUCCUGCCAGAGGCAGCGAUGGAGAAAGACCCCACCUACUACCAGGAUGCGGCCAAAGCAGUGGGGGGCAAUGGGCUGGGUGCUGAGGGCACUGAGGCACAGCUGGACGAUUUUGUGAGCACUCACCCCGACUACAACGAGGAGGAGGAGGAGCAGAAGUACUUCCGCCGCAAGCGCCUCGGUGUUGUCAAGAACGUGCUGGCCGCCAGCCUGGCUGGCAUGCUCACCUACGGCGUCUACCUGGGCCUGCUGCAGAUGCAGCUGAUCCUGCAUUAUGAUGAGACCUAUCGGGAGGUGAAGUACAGCAACAUAGAACUGGAGGAUAUUGACCGCAAGGUGUUGAUGGGCAUCAACAUCACCCCUGUCGCAGCGCUGCUCUACACGCCCAUCCUCAUCAGGUUUUUUGGCACCAAGUGGGCCAUGUUCCUGGCGGUGGGCAUCUACGCCCUCUUCGUCUCCAGCAACUACUGGGAGCGCUACUACACACUGGUGCCCUCUGCUGUGGCCAUCGGGGUGGCCAUCGUACCCCUCUGGGCCUCCAUGGGCAACUACAUCACACGGAUGGCCCAGAAGUACUAUGAGUACGUCAACUACAAGGAGGAACAUGUGCAGGAGCAGCAGCAGGCACCACGAGGAGCCUGCAAUACCUACAUCAUCAUCUUCCAGACCAUCUUCUACGCCUGCUUCCAUCUGAGCUUCGUCUGUGCUCAGAUGCCCAUGCUCUUCUUCCUCAACAACUACCUCUACCAGCUGAACCACACGCUCUUCGGGGUCAAGCACUGUGGGACCCUGAGCCAUGGCACACUGCCUGGCUUCAACAAGACGGUGCUGCAGAGCCUGCCCCGCAGCGUCAACCUCAUCAUCGUGGAGAGCGCUUUGAUGGCAGCUGCCUUCCUCGCCAUGCUGGUGGUCCUGGUGCUCUGUGGCUCGGCGUAUCGGCCCACGGAGGAGAUUGACCUGCGUAGCAUCGGCUGGGGAAACAUCUUCCAGCUGCCUUUCAAGCAUAUGCGGGACUACCGCCUGCGCCACCUCUUCCCCUUGUUCAUCUACAGCGGCUUCGAGGUGCUCUUCGUCUGCACUGGCUUCUCCCUGAACUAUGGUGUAUGUACCCUGGGGCUGGAGAAGCUGGCGUACCUCCUCAUGGCCUACGGCUUCUCUGCCUCGGCGUGCUCCAGCCUGGCCCUCUCCAUGCUGCGCCUGCGGCGGCAUAUCCCACUGCUAGCUGGAAUACUCAUCCACGCCGCCCUCCUGGUGACUCUCUUCUUCUGGGCACCUGAGCCCCGGCAUGUGGUCCAGGCACCUCUGCUCUACACCAUAGCCGUGCUCUGGGGCACAGGAAGUGCCCUCAACAAGACCAGCAUUAGCAUCCUCCUGGGCAUGCUGUACACUGACAAGGAGCGCCAAGACUUUGUCUUUACCAUCUACCACUGGUGGCAGGCCCUGGCAAUCUUCACUGUCUACCUGUGGUCAGGGCUGCCUAUGAAGGCCAAGCUCUCCAUCAUGCUGCUGGCGCUUGUGGUGGCAGUGGGGGCCUACCUCUGGAUGGAGCACAAGCUGGCACAGCACAUGGCGUACCGGCUGCCCCGCAUCCCCCGCCCACGCCACAAGAUGCAUGGCUACCGCUACUUGGAGGAGGACAACUCAGACGAGACUGGCUCAGAGGGUGAUGGCGGCAGCAGCAAUGAUGACAAUGACAGGCACCCAGCAGAGGCCACCAAUGCGGACGAGCUGCCAAGAGAUGAUGAGGACCAGCUGGGUUAGAGACAGCCUGCCCUGCCCCACCACGGUGGUCACCCCUCCUGGUCUCUGAACCUGAGCAGGGAGUCCACAGCCCCCCUGGAGCUGCCCAAACCCCCGAGCAGGCUCAAACUUCCACAGCCCUCCCAAGCCAGGCCCGCAGACACCCUUGCCAAGCCUGCAGCCCACCCCAGGCCAGGCCCACCAGACCCUCCUCAGGCAGGCCUACAGCCCCACAAGCCAGUCCCACGGACUCCCUUAACCAGAUCUGCAGCCCCUCAGGCCAGGCUCACAGCGGCCCCAGGCCAGACCAAGCCUGCAGCCCCUCAAGCAGGUCCACCACCCCUCAGGCCAGGCCUACAGCCCCCCAGACUAAGCCCACACCCCCCCCCAAACCAAGACCACAGUCCUUCAGGCCAGGCCCGCGCCCCCCCUCAACCCAGGCCAGACUCACAGCCCCUCAGGCCAGGUCAGCAGCCCCCCACCGCCCCCUAAAGUGCCACCCCUACGCCAGCCCGCGCCCCCUUAAUGCUCCUCUACGGCUCAAUAAAAGCUCUUCCACCCACCGCC